Lymnaea stagnalis (great pond snail) is the source of this 6253-nucleotide messenger RNA. The record is from the annotation of a GenBank genome assembly. Lineage: Eukaryota; Metazoa; Mollusca; Gastropoda; Lymnaeidae.
AGGUGCUCCGGUAUUUUGCAAUGGAACACGACCACAGAUUACAUACGAUGUAAUAAUUGGAAAGACACUACAAAUAAAUCUUUGUCUCCAGUCCUAUCCAGAACUCAGUUCGGACGUUGUAAUCAAUGGUAAAAUCUACAACGCCAGUAGCAGCAGUGACCAAAUUAUUGUACAUUCAACGUUUGAUGAGACUUCUCUUACAUACAACAUCGAACUAACCGUAAAAAAUAUCACGUAUGAGAAUAUAGGAUUUCUCAAUGUCAGUUUCAAAACUAUACGUGAUCAAGAAUUGAAGAUCCCGUUCAUUAUAAACGUAACGAGAGGUUAGUCUGUUACAAAAAUAUAUGUAUAUACCUGACUUAUAUUAAUUUUUUUUUAAAGCAUACCAAAAUAGAUAUGCUAUCGUUUAAAUAUAUUUUUAAACUUUUUUUUUAAAGUUCAUAUUCCCUUGAUUUCAAAUAUGUAGAUCUAAAAUUAUUGCAAAAUGAUUUGAAAUUUUAUCGUUGUAACAGUAUAUUAAGGGUUACUGAGUAGCCGAGCUGUCCAAACGGAAUCAAUCCAAAAAGCUGGUGGCCUGGAUUUCAAUCAAUAUCAUCCCCAGCUCUUGGGUGUAUUGGACUCGUUAGCACUGGACGGCAACCCGUCAAAGAGUAGGCAAACUCUGAAUUGAAACAUGAAGCCAUAAUCAGAGAUAAAUCGAUCUUGGGAUCAAAAGUAUACAAAAGAAAAAGAAGGAAAUGUAAAAAUUGUAUAUUUCAAAAGUAGCAUAAUUUAGUUUAAUGUGUCAGAGCUUACAGGUUAUAAAUAUAUUUUACAUACCUCCAUUAUAGAUUUGUUUCGAAUUGAGUCAUUCACAAUAAAUGGAUCGCCUAAUAAAACUCUGGCUACUCAAAUGUCCACUGUUAUUUUGAGAUGUUCAGUGACAAGUCAGUACAACGCAACGAUUUCUUUAUGGAAAGAAGCAAAAAGAAUACACGAAGAACGUAAAGACCAGUCCGUGCAUUCCAUAGUGAACAUAACUUGUCUUGAUACCGGAAUGUAUCAUUGCAGAGCAGACCAUAUGGAGGCUCCAGGAAUUUUUCGGGCUAAUACGUACCUAACAGUACCGUCAUGUAAGUUGACAUUCAAAAUAAAAAAAAAUAAAUAAAUAAUAAAAAUUUGUUUUAGUGUGUUUAAUUUAAUAGAGACUAUCACAUAUGGUCAAAAUUUUACAAAAUUUAUAUAAAACAUAAAUGAAAUUGGUUUGAAGGCACUUACAAAGGCAAUACAGUUUUACAGUGUUUCAUUGCUUUGUUAAUAAUGAUAGUACAUUUUUAUUUUAUUUUAUUUUUUACGAAUGUUAAACAUAGGCCUGCAUUUUUUCGCUCAUUUGUGAUAUCCAUCAAUAAACCCCUUGUGUUCCAGGUCCACCACGGCUAUGUGCCAACCAAACUAAUACAAGGAACAUUACAGUGUCACGUGAUCAAAAUGUCGUAGUGGUGACGUUGUGUCUUGUUGCAAGUGGGACCAUUAAUUCAUCCGUGCUGUAUAGGGGAAAUGAAAUACGACAAAGCGAUUGCAGUGUGUGCUAUACUCUACAAAAGAAGCACGAUUCGUUUGUUGAUUACACAUUGCAACUUAGAUUUAAUAACUUAACAACAGAUAAUGUUGAGACGUACAUACUCAAACUUUGCGAUGAAGGCAAUCAACACCUGGAAAUAAACAUUUCCUUACAACUUCAAAGUAAGACAUUGCAAUAACUUAUCCAAAGGCGUGUGCUAUUUUGACAUGUUGGCUGAACUGAGUUACGAUUAUGUAUAGUGCACGACGAAGUGUGAAAUAGUACACGUAAAUGGAAAAGAUAAGCAAAAAGUAGAACAUGGGACUAUAGAUUAAGUUAUUUAGUUACUGAAAUAAACGUAGCAUAAUAAAGAGAGAUAUGACAGAGAUAAAAGAGGUUUAGAGAGAGGGAGGAAGAGUAAGGUAUAAAUAUCGACUCCUGACAUGGGAACAAUAAAAGAUGUAGAAUUAAAAGAGAGAGUAACUGAAAGAGAUGGAUGAGAAGGAUGUGAGAGUGAGAGAGAAAGAGAUAUAUAAAGAUUUAAUUUUAUUCAUUGAUAGAUAAUAAUAUAUAGCAAUAUAGAUUUAAAACAAGGAAUUUUAUGAAAAAUGGAGAGAGAGUGAGAGAGACAGAGAGAGCGACAGAAAGAUUCAAAUUUGCUUAAGAGUUUGAUACAUAGAACUAUAAGUGUAUAUAUUUAAAAGAGUUAAAGAAAGAAAGAUAGGAGAGGUAAAAAGACAGAUUGAGAGAGAGAGAGACAGAGAGAGAGAGAGAGUUAGUUAGUGACAAAGAGAAAGAGAGAUAGAGAUAUGUAGAGGGAGACAAAAUAUAUCAAAACAAUAAAAAAAAUUUUUUGUAAACUUUUAUAAGGUAACACAUCGCAACCCUCAACCCCUUCAGCUAACUCAAAUGGUAGAGUUAUAUGGGUCAUUAUGGUGAUGUUGGUGUGUGUGACAUGCAUAAGUGUUGGAGCAAUUCUCUUUUACAGAAGAAGACGUGGUAAGCGCAGUAUUGACUUGAAUUUUUUUUUUUAAAUCUUUACAGAUUAAACAUUCCUAAAUUGCUUUCAUUAAUGUUUUUAUAUAAAACAGUGUUUUUUGUUUUUGUUUUUUUUUUUUGUUUUUUUUUAAAUCAAAUAAAUUAGUCAUAGCUAAAGAAUUGCGCUCUCUGCAAAAACACAGGUAAAAAUAUGUUUUCGUGCUUUUUUUUAUGAAAGUAAAGGAUAUUAUAAAUUCAUUGUUUCCAAGAUAACCGUGCUACAAUCAAACUAUUUAGAACAUGUCAUAUUAUUUACUAGUAAAUCUUUCUCAUUUUCAACGUGUAAAAACUGCUCUGAAAUUGUGUAACAAGAACUAUUCUAAUAAUUUUAAUUUAAAAAAAAAAGUAAAAUUCGCUUUAAUUAGUGUUAUCACUUACAUUUGCUUUGCUUGUCCUGGUUAAAUAAAUAGUGAUAAUUUGUUUUUCCGAACAUGAGUGCCCGGGAUGUCCCGAGAGGAACAAGUCACUUUGAUUGUAUAUGAAAAGUUUCGUGGCUUAAAGAAUUUAUAAUAAAGAUUAUAAUCAAAUUAUUUGUCAAUUAAUGACAAUAUCUACAUGGCUGAAAUUUAAAAAAAAAAAAGAAAAAAAAUAUUAGUAUUAAAAUGCGCUCAGAGGAAAAUCACGAAAUGGGACAUUUCUUCCUUUUUUUUUUUUUUUUAUAAAAAACAUCGUGCUGAUCCUGGAACUCCUCCUGUCGAAAGUGAAACCUUAGUAUCAUUGUUCUAAAGAAAUACGAGCUGUGAUCAUUACAAGAUGGUGAAAUGAUACAAUUGUAUACAACUAGGUUACUUAUAUAAUCCAUACUCAAAGAUAAAAACCCGAAUACAUUUAGCUCUUUGUGUAAAUUAAUUAUUAUCACACCACUAGCAUUUUUUUAAAAUAACAAGCAAAGAAACUCAAUUUGAUUAUUUUUUUUAAAUACCACAUUUUUUUUCCCUGCAUAUUUUUUCACAAUUUUUUUCUAUUGGUUAAGAAAAUUGAAUUGCUUGAUUCGUAUUAAAACAGUAUUGGAGUUUAUUAUAUCGUUUGACUUGACAAGUACAAGCGUACUUAAACAUUUUAGCAAUUUUCUAAAAAUUUAUUUGUUUUGAACAAAUAAUUGCUAAGCAUCAAUUGUAUUAUUACGUUAAAUGCAUAACUAUUCGUUUAUUAAUGUUUUCAGUGUUUUUUAUAUGAGUAUAGUAAAUCUAUGAGACAUGCAUGGGCGAAACUAUUUUAAACUCAGUCAACAUUUUAUUGACAUUAAAUAUUUUCAUCUGUGUCAUGAGUAAUUACUAUAACCAUUAUUUGAAAUUAUCUCAAUUUGAAAUUGCAGCAAAUAUCGUACAAUUUAUUUUUUUAACUUCCUAAAUAGUUAAAAAGUAUAAGGUGGUUGCUGACAAGUCCUAUUACGCCAACAUCUCUGAUGCUCAACGGGAGCUGAUGACAGACAAGGACAACGAAUCAAAUGGCUAUACAGUAUGUUUCAAAAGGCAUCGUUAAAUAACUGUUUUAAAUAAGACACAAUGUCCCCAAAUCUAAACUUUUUUCAAAGUUUAAAAUAAAUAACUUUAGCUUCAGGAAUUUUUUAAAAAAAAUGAUUGAAAUACUUUUCUGUCGGGCAGACUUAUUUUACUCAAGAUUGGAGCACAUCGAUGUCUUCAGACUCUAAUUAUACAUAAAUUAUAAGAACAAGAUUUUUUUACUCUGGAAAUGAAAAUAUACGACAGACGAAAAGACGUUCAGCUUUUCUAUAUAGCUUGGCAUCUAGAAAAACUGUCUUUUUGAUAGCAUCUUCCUUCCUCUUCAAGCCUAAACAUAUUAUGUUAAAAUACUUCAUCGACGUUGCUUGUCACAGUACCCAAAUAUUAAUUUAUAGUUUUUUACAUAAAGCUAAUAAAUUAUUGGACACAAGAGACACAAUAUUAAGGUGUUUUGCCAAUUUUAAAUUAUAGAUCAACAAAAUCAUUUAAGAAAUUUGAUUAUAUUUAACAGUCCUACAGUGAGAAUUCAAAAUAGAUGUAAUGACAUGUUUGGUAUCCUCUGGUUUAUUUGGUAUUUUUCAAGUACAAAAAGUUAUAAUUGUUUGUAGUACCAAUUCCUUUGGUAAUGUUCCAUUUCAUAAGCUAAAAGUAUUGGUAGAAUAUCUUCAAUUUGAAUUAUUCAAGAAAAUAUGUCAUAAUGGUUGAGACCUCAUAUUCAUUUGAAACAAAAAACUCAAGUAGGUGGUACCAACAAUUAUAACUUAUGUUCCCAUUUUGUAUCAUUCAAUUAAAAACGUUAUAGUUGUUGAUUGUACCUACUCUUUAUUUGGUAUUAUUCAAGUAUAAAAAAAUACAAUAAUCUUCAAAUCCCCUACAUGAUAUAUUUUAAAUUUAAUGUCAUAUUUAAAUGUGUGUAGCAUUUGCAGCAAUUGCAUGUUUGGCUUAUCAACUUAAUUUACUUCUAGUUAAGUUUUUCUUUUUGUCUAAUGUUCAUUGUACUUUUUAUUAUUGGAUAAAAAAGAGAAAGGCAUUAAGCUAAAUUUUAUUCAUUGGCAUUAUCAUAUUAUUUUUUUAAAAAUGGUGUUUUUUUAGUUUUUCUUUAAACUUAAUGAGUGCAGUUUUUACUGCAUUGCCUAUAAUUUUUUUAUGAUUAGGCUGAUGUAGCGUCUAAUUUUUUUUUAAAGAUUAUAAAUGAUAAAUUAAGAAAUAAAACUCUUUAUAACUUAAAAUAUAAUUUUUGCAGUGAAUACACGCUAGACGCUUACAAAUAGCACAAUUUAAUUGAUUAAAAUAAAUAUAUUUAAAUAUUUCUAAAAGCCAUAAACUGCAAAUUGUAUGCUUCUACCUUUGUAAAAGCCUCAACACGACGUCAUUCUGCCUGAAAGAGAUAGAAAGUUCCAUUUACCCUUUUCGAGGUCAUCAUUUAAGAAGAAAGGAAACCAGAUCUCAAAAUCUGUUCACUUUGGCAGUGCAAGCGAAGGACACUGGACAGACCAAUCAACAGGUAGAGUGGCUUCAAAUUAAAUCAAUAUCAAGGUAUAGAUCUUGGUUUUUUUUUUAAUUUUUAACAAGAUAUAUGCAACGAGUGAUUCCAAGAGCGUUUUUUUAAAUUCUAAGCAGAGACAGAGAGAAACACAUUGGGAUCUUCGAAAAUAAAUUGGUCUUAAAGAUUUCUCAUUAUUUAUUUUUUCUUAACUUGCAUUUUAUCCUGAAGAUGUCAUUUAAGCGAAAUAUCAUUUUAGUCGUCCUGUCUUUUUUCCCCAAGUCUAAGCAUAUCUUUUCCCACUAUUUAUUGAGUCAUUGUACGUCACACACGCCCUCUUAGGAUAGAAGCUGAUGUUAUCCCAAGCCAACAGUUGGCUGCCAUCGUUGGUGUGGUCUUUGGUGAUUGAAGUGUCGUCACUCUUAUUGUUUCUACACAAACACAAGGCUAACAAAUAGUUGAAUAAUAAUGAGUGUCAUGCUGUAGGCCUAUCGAAUGUUUUUAAAACAUUUAAAAUAUAUUCAAAUGUAUCAAAGUGAUUGCUUGUAAUAUUGCUUUUAAAAUAUUAUUUUUGUUUAUACUCUUUUAAAGAUGCUAAUAUGUCCAUGCUCAUAGCAAAAUGCACAGCUAAUCACAAUUGUAAGUUAUACAUUAUUGGUAAAUUUGUGCUGAUGUUUGUAAAUUUUUUUCUUCAACAGAUGUAACGAGCAUUGGCUCCACAAUCAGACU